Molecule: messenger RNA, 522 nt
Organism: Oikopleura dioica
Lineage: Eukaryota; Metazoa; Chordata; Appendicularia; Copelata; Oikopleuridae
Source: the annotation of a GenBank genome assembly
AUGAGACUUUUUUCUCUUGCACUUCUUACUUUGUCAGAGGGACAGAAGAUUCUCACCGCGGCCAGACAGGAGACUCCGAAGAAGACUUUGUAUCCAACUGAACUGACAGCGAAAUCAGGAAUCUGUGGAAGAAUACAGCUUCGACCGAACCAACCGUAUGGGAUUCAGCGACCGCAUAAAAAUAAAAAUGGCGUCCCUGCGAGUACACGAAACUUUCUCAAACAAAACGGCUGUACUGAUAAAGAUAUGAAUUCCCUUGCCAAGGAAGCGAAAAAGGUCGGAGUUACCCUCAUAAAGUGCCGAUUCCCUCGACCACUGAAUCAUGAAGAACAUCGAGACGUGAUGUACUUGCGUUGCAUGAAAAACAAUCCCCUCGCGCGAAAAUCAGCGAAGCACGAUAAAAUUCGCAAGAAAGCAAUGAAGCUCAAGUGCCACGAUGGCAAACUCAAUCUGGACCGAAUGGUGCGAAAAUGCGAACGAUGGUGGGACCAAGAAUUCGAAAGCCUGGGCAUUGAAUCGUAA